AGAGAUGUGAUCAUAUUUGCCCUUUGGAAUGAUAAUUUUAGUGGGAGACAGUAGAUUGAGGGGGAUGAGGAUGGGAUUCUUCAAUAGGCAACUAGAAGUGAUGAUCACCUGAAAUAAAAGCAGGGAAGAACUGUUGUGUUUCGCUGCCAUUUCCUUUUGUGCUAAAAUCAGAGUUAAUCAUGAAAACUGUGAUGUGGAGAGGGAGAGGAGUUGUCAGAUUGUCUCUUUUCUAAUUAAUUUUUUUUUAUCCAAGUAGUGCAUGUAUCUUCUUCACAAUGUUAAAUAGCAUAAGACAUAGAAUAAAAGCCAAUGUGCACUGUACCACAUCCCAUUACCCCAGUCUUACUCCUUAAAGGCUACCACUUUCACCCCUUUAAAUGUUUCUUCUGGGAUUUACCUCUAUGAUCUAAAUAAGGGGCCACAUCUGCUGCAAGUAACAAAAUAAACCAAUUUGAAAAUAUCUUAAAUAAUAACACUUAUUCUCACAACAGGAAGUCCAGGCUGGACAGGCUUCAGACACCAUAUUUGCUUCCAUCUCAGCUGGCUCCUCAUCACGAUCAUAAGAUCAAUGCCUCUGUUCCAAGAAUCACAUGAAAAAACUCCAUUGUAAGAAGAAGGACCAUUGUUCUUGCUGGAGUGUACUGAUGAGAGGCAUCCUUGAACCAAAGUAACGGAGAGUUCAUUAUUCUCCAGUCAUUUGCAGCCAGAAUUGUGGAAACUUCAAGGCGAGUUUUGAAAACCACCUGCUUGAGCACUCCAAGUUGAGUUCUGGAAGCCGGGCAGUCCAGGAUCAAGGCACCAACAGAUCUGGUCUCUGGUGACGUCCUGCUUCCUGGUUCAUAGAUGGUCACCUUCUCCUGUGUCCUUGCGUGACAGAAAGAGUUUUGAUACCAAAGAGACUCCUUAAUAAACGUUCUGCUGGCUAAAUUUCUACCUCCUAGGAAACCCAACCCAUGAUGACGAUUGAAUAACACCUUUAAGUACUGAAAGAAGUAAAGCUGUCAACCCAGCUUCUAUAUGCUACCGGAUUAUCUUUCAAAAAUGAAGAAAAAUAAAGAUGUUUUCAGAAGGACUAAAGCUAAGAAUCGGUGUGUUGUGCUGUAAGAAAUACUUAAGGGACUUCUUCAAGUGGGAGAUGAAUGACACCAGAUGAUAACUUGGAUUCAAUGGAAGGAAUAAAGAGCACAGGAAAUGGUCCUGGAAGGAGCCUUGACCUAUUGAUAUGGUGGAUGACAUGGAUUGAUUUCUGGAUGUUGAACCACACCCUUGCAUACCACUUCAUUAAGGAAAAUAAAAAGUAUUUCAAGCGUAGUGAACUUGCAAAAAAAGAAGAGGAAGCAUAUUUUGAAAGAUGUGGCUACAAGCCAAUAAAUGAGAAGCCAUCUGGAGAGAUACAGCCGAAAGAGGAGGACCAGAAACCAUUAACUUCUUCCAACCCAGUGCUAGAACUUGAACUGGCAGAGGAAAAGUUACCCAUGACUCUUUCUAGGCAAGAGGUUAUCAGAAGAUUGAGAGAAAGAGGAGAACCAAUCAGACUGUUUGGAGAAACUGAUUAUGAUGCUUUUCAGCGUUUAAGAAAAAUAGAGAUCCUCACACCAGAAGUUAACAAGGGAUUGAGGAAUGAUCUGAAAGCAGCUUUGGAUAAGAUCGACCAGCAGUACCUCAAUGAGCUUGUGGGUGGUCAGGAACCUGGAGAGGAAGACACACAGAAUGAUUUGAAAGUUCAUGAGGAAAACACCACAAUUGAAGAGUUAGAGGCAUUGGGAGAAUCUUUAGGAAAAGGCGAUGAUCAUAAGGACAUGGAUAUCAUUACCAAGUUCCUUAAGUUUCUUCUUGGUGUUUGGGCUAAAGAACUGAAUGCCAGAGAAGAUUAUGUGAAGCGCAGUGUGCAGGGCAAACUGAACAGUGCUACUCAAAAACAGACUGAGUCCUAUCUCAGACCCCUUUUCAGAAAGCUACGGAAAAGGAAUCUUCCUGCUGAUAUUAAAGAAUCCAUAACAGAUAUUAUUAAAUUCAUGUUGCAGAGAGAAUAUGUAAAGGCUAAUGAUGCUUAUCUUCAGAUGGCCAUUGGAAAUGCCCCUUGGCCCAUAGGUGUCACCAUGGUUGGUAUCCAUGCCAGAACUGGCAGAGAAAAGAUUUUUUCUAAGCAUGUUGCACAUGUUUUAAAUGAUGAGACACAGCGGAAAUAUAUUCAGGGAUUGAAGAGGUUAAUGACCAUUUGCCAGAAGCAUUUUCCUACAGAUCCAUCAAAAUGUGUGGAGUACAAUGCACUGUGAAAUCUGUGUAUGGUGUCUAAGUAACGAGAAACAAGUGGACGUGCUAUAUGGACUUCUGGAAUUCCCAACAGGAAUGAGGGAAGAAUAAUGCGGUUUCCUCUGUUUGAGUUCUACCUAACGCUACUCUCUCGGUUUUAAGAAACGGUGUUGGCUCUCCUGUCACAUCUGGCUGCAAACUGAUUUUUGUGUCAUUUACUUUAAAUAGUCAAAAAAUUAAGUUCUGAAGACUUUUCCUUGAAUUUAAAUGUGGAGACAACUGUCCCAGAAGGGGGUCUAAAAUGACAUCUUCUCUCUGGACCUACAAGCUGGCAGUUAGAGGAUUGAAAAGGAACAUUUGAGGAUGGACUUAAUUUCUUUCUGUAAAAUAUGGUAAUUUUCACAUUGUCUUUUAUGUAGCAUUUAUAAAAAAUAUUUUUAUAUAUUUCAACAAAAAUAUGGAACCGUUUAAUGAAACUUUAUAGUCCUUAAAUGUUGCUGAACUUUUGCCAUCUUGCAGUAGAAUUGGAAUGUAAAUGUUAAUUACUGUUAACUCAAGUGUUGUUUUUCUUGCAUUUCAAGGCUUGCUUUUACCUUCUAAGGAGUGUAAAUUUUAGUAUUUGUCAUCUCUUUGGGACAGAAGAAUUAACAGGAAAUCGCAGUUCAAAAAAGAUGGUAUAUUAUACCAACAGAAGUUUAAAUUAAGGAAGCCGAGUGCCUCAAGGUUCAAGGUGGGGCAGUGGAUUGUCAAGCCAGCCAAGGAUGGGGACGUUGUGACACCAGUGGUUCUUCCCAGACUAGGACUGCCUGUGAGUCUCCCUGUCGCAGGGCCCGCGGUGGACCGCCGCUCCCGGCCCUGUGCCACAGCGCGUAGGAGCAAGGCGCCGGGACUCUGGUCACUGCCUGACACAGUAGGCCAUGGGUCUGAGUUGGCCCAGAUGAGGACUUGUGAAUCUCACACAGUGUCCUGUGCAGCUAAUAGUAUAAUGGUGACGAAUCGCUGCGCUCUGCAAGUUGAGAAGCCUCAGUUAAUAGAGGAAGGUGGGUGAAUGGAACCGACCUGCCCAGGUGGAGUGACAGUGUCGGGUAGCAGUAAGGGGGUGCUCCUGAGUCAGCACUGCCAAGCUGGAGGACCCAGCUCUCCCCCCACAAGUGCGAGACCCUGGGCGUCACUCAGCCUUCUCUGCCUCCUUUUUGCCCCGUCUGCAAACGGUCGCGAGGCCCGGGGGUGUACACCUCAGCGUGCCGCCGUGGUGGUCAAGUCAAAUAAAAUGCUUAGCGUGCUGCCUGGUAAAUGAGAGCUCAGUGGAUACUGGUUCUUGUGUCCUCGUUCCUAGAGUGUUACCGCAGUAGCGUUCCUGAGCCCUGUGCCGAGGGGCGGUGUGUGCUCAAGUCAGGGUAACACCAACGAUGGAGGGGGCGGUGGCAGCAACAGCCAUAGGGGUAGGAGUGGUUACCAAGCAGGGACUGUGUCUGGGCUCAGUGACUGCUCCCGAUUUCAGCCAGUUUGGAGUUGAAAGGGCGAGAGGAUGUGGUGGGAGCUAGAGUCCUCUGAGUCGUAGGUGAGGGUAGCUUCUCAUGGUUUCACGGUCACCUGUUCUGGCUCCUUUGGGAAGGCUCGGGAGCCUCUUGUGGUCACCUGUGUAUGGCCAUGCCUGUCGGAUCAUUUCUGUGGGGUUUCUGCACAAGGUGGCUGGAGCCCGCCGUCCUGAAUUGAAUCAGGCUUACGCCCUACUUUGGUAGGGCGUAGUUUCCCCACUUUGGAAACCAUUUCUUAUGAUUAAAUUAGUUAGGACUUAGGAGAGCUUACUCUAGGGCAAAUGAGAGAGAGACUUUCGUAAAAUAGGAUGCUAGCCUAGAAUGUAGUUUUGUGUCAGACUUGUUGAUAAAUACUGUUGAAUGAAUACUCCCCAAAUUACUUUUCUUUAUUCACAAUCAGACCACAGCAUAGCAGUCUGUUGUUUUCAUGUUGUCUUUCCAUUUGCUGUUAGUUAAUACUCCACAUAAAGAAGAAACUGUAUCAAGUGACACCAAUACCUUCUAAAAUUGAUCCGUAUGGGUAGAAGGUUUGAAAAAAGGUAACCUUCUAUGGUCCUGUGAAUGUUAACCAUUGGGGCAUAGGUAGAGGGAAGCAGGUUCAUAGAAAAGCUUUCCAUUUCCCUGAAAUUAAAGGUCUUCUGUUAAGUGCAAAUAAUCACGUGGCUAUAUAGAACAGUGACCUCCCGCAUUCUCCACAUCAUGAAAAUUUUAGUUCAGCAGAUACGACAUACCUCUGGUUUUAGCUAUUUUUAAAAUAAUAAAGGCAUCCUUUAAAAAUCAUUAAGAGCCCUGAAAUAACCAUUCUUCCCUUUCUUCAUUACUGCCGGCCCAGACUCCUGUCCAAAGGAGUUCUUCCUGGAGUCAAAUUUAAUUAAAUGCUGGUAUUGUCUCACAAGUAAUCCUGUAUUUUCUGGGAGUGUUCUUGCCAAGUGCGAAGACCAAGCAGUAGAUUUUAGCAUUACAGCACAGAGCCUGGGCAGCCUGGAAGCCAGGGCCGUGCUCUCAGUCUUUGGGGAAAAUUAGGAAAAUAAAGUUGAGGCCAAAGACAAUUGCGGGAGAGAGGACGAGAGUGGUCCCAGUCUCCUGAGGAGAAGGGGGGGCGUCCCAAGAGACCCGAGCGGGGAAGGCAGCCGUCCGGAGCCACAGAACUGAGGGAUCUGUUCUGAGCUCAGUGAGAAUUGGGAAGAAUGGGAAAUAGGGUUGACAGCAGAAGGGCUUCUUGGUUUUAAGUCCUUCCGUAUGGUGAUUUCCUGACCUACUCUCACUUCCGGUUGCCCUGGGUUCUGAGCCCCGUAAAUACUUGAGAACCCCAACUGUCUUUUCACUUGAAAGUCGUUUCUUCUGCGAGCAGACAGUUUAGAAAAGACAACAGAAAAGUACACCAGAGUCUUUGGUAGAUUUGAAUUUGGGGAUUCCUUAUCACUGGCUCCUUUUCAGCCACACAGUCACCCCCUUUUAAGGAUUAACACAGGAGAUGGUAGAACUUGGGGCAGUUUCAGUGAAAGGGGGGCGUUAAGUUGCAGUGUCACAAUGGCCUUUGUCAGAGUGUCUUGGAGAUGUGCCUCCCCAGUACGCUCCCAUGAAGCCCCUCGCUGACCAACCUGACCCCGUAGAAAUGUAUGGUAUGGGACAUUUUGGGAGUCCUGAGCUGCAAGCCCUUCCUCACAGCUUUUGAUGUGAGAGUUUCCAGCUGUGUGAGGAGCCGGCACCAGCCCCCCGAGGGUCACCACGGGACUGCGUUACGGCAACUGGUUUUCAUCACAGAGCCUGUAGCUCCGUUGGCUGAAUUCUAACCACACGCUAGUACUUUAAUGGUUAACAGUCUCCUGAACAUCUUUUGAAACUUAAAAACAGGUUCUGGGGGUGCAGAGUAACUGGACGGGGGGAGGGCGGCGUGGCUGGUGGCGGCUGUGGCGUGAGCCGACCCCAUUCAAGAUUUGGGAGCUGUGCUCGUUUAAAAAUAGGUUUUGUACAUUUACCAAAAGAACUUACUAUGAAACUUUGAUUACUUACUCAGCUGUGCCCGUAGUAAACCCCGGGGGGUCCUUGGUACAGCUUUGCUGCAGCUGACUGUCCUCGUGGUGCCCCGCGGGGCUGCUCUGCUGAAGUGGGCGGCUUGGUUUUGUGGGGUCCCGCCUCCCCGCCUUUAAGCACCGGCUUUGAAAAUACUGUCAUCUUUCCCUCACAGCAUUCAGGCUGGACACAUGCUUUCACCGGGGAGAGCAGCUAAGAAGUUUCAGGCUUCCCUUUGAGUAUGAUCGGUGACCUCAGAAGUGUUCACUGAGCUUCCUCCCACGACGGGCAAGAGUCAUUUGGGCAGUCUGCUCUCUGUGCCCUUCUGAACUCCCAGUUUGUCAUUGCCAAAUUGCCUUUCCUGUCCAACUGCUCUGCCUUUGAGACUUAGGAACAAUCGGGAACCUUUAGUGUUGUAGUCGGAGCUUGGCUUGGAGGUUCUGCCCUCCUGGGAAGCAGGAGAGUUAAAGCUGUGGCUUUGGAAACUUUCUGACCACAACUCAAAGUGUAACAGUAACAAAUGCAUGCAUACAUAAAUGCACAUAUAACUGAAACAAAAGCACUCACAUACUCUUCUGUUUCUUCGAAGAAUAUGCUGGCUGUGACUCCAGACAGGCUUACGACGCAUUAACGCACUGGGACCAGUAGUUUGAAAACCACCCAUUAAGGCCACCAAUUAUCAGUGGAGUUAAGGAUGGAAAUGACCUGGUAGAUGAAUUCAGGGCAGAAGGACUCUACUUUACUUUUUUUAAAUUUUUUAAAGCCACCUAGGCGCCCCUAAAUUGUUGAUUUUGUAAAGGCAAACAGGUAUUGGCUUUCAGGGUCACUGCAAAGGUCUAUUACAGAGAAGGUUGUGCUUUCUGGAGAUAGGGCUGAAAGUGGGGUAUGAGGAUUUGGCACAGCUGGGUGCUGGGGAAUAACUAUAUUGUUGAUAACUCUAAGCCCUGAACAAACCUCCAUCCUCCUCCAUGUUUUUUUUUUAAAUUUUUUUAAAAUAACAUAAUUAUUGUUUCAGGGGUACAAGUCUGUGAUUCAACAGUCU
Molecule: messenger RNA, 6846 nt
Organism: Zalophus californianus (California sea lion)
Lineage: Eukaryota; Metazoa; Chordata; Mammalia; Carnivora; Otariidae
Gene: PRPF18
Product: pre-mRNA processing factor 18
Exons: 16
Coding region: 1140-2276 (378 amino acids)
Biological process (GO): generation of catalytic spliceosome for second transesterification step; RNA splicing
Cellular component (GO): U2-type post-spliceosomal complex; U4/U6 x U5 tri-snRNP complex; U5 snRNP
Source: RefSeq, a predicted model, not a curated record